Messenger RNA from Oppia nitens, 711 nucleotides. Its product is annotated as C-factor-like. The record is from RefSeq and is a predicted model, not a curated record. The transcript is spliced from 2 exons. Bases 1 to 711 code for a protein of 236 amino acids. NCBI's taxonomy places the organism in Eukaryota, Metazoa, Arthropoda, Arachnida, Sarcoptiformes, Oppiidae.
AUGAGUUUCGAUACCGUAUUGAUCACUGGCGCCAAUCGUGGCAUCGGACUAGAGCUGACACGACAGUUGUUAGCGGCACCCAAACCGCCCCAGCAUUUGAUUGUUACCGUCAAAGACAUCAACAAUAAUAAUAAUAAUAAAACUGGUGGCAAACUGUACGACCUGUCCGCUGCCCAUCCCGAUAGGCUACACGUCCUUGAAUUGGACGGCCAUAAGUUUGAUACGUACGCCCAGUUUGCCCGACAAGUUCACCAGAUACUGGGCCCACUGGGUUUGGAUACACUGAUCAAUAAUGCCGGUAUACUCUAUAAUACCGGACUAGAGGAUGUCCAACCAAGCGAUAUGUUGGAUAAUUUUCAAGUUAAUACAAUGAUGCCAUUGUUUUUGACUAAACAAUUGCUACCGGAGCUUAAGAUAUAUAUACAAUUACUUAAUCGUAAAACAAUGGUUGUCAAUAUAACMUCGGUAUUGGGCUCAGUUAGCCAAUAUUCAGCUACCCGGCUGACACCAUUUCCCAGUUAUCCCUAUCGUACAAGUAAGUCGGCCCUACAUAUGAUUAACAAAUUGUUGGCCAAUGAUCUCCGCGAGGACGGCAUACUAGUAGUAGCCAUACAUCCCGGUUGGUUGCAGACAGAUAUGGGCGGACCGGUAGCACCGGGUAGUGUAGAAAAAAAAUAUUACAAAACUAUUGAACGUAUUGGCCCGGGUUGA